AUGCAGUCUAAGCUCACCGUCGUUACGUGUCUGGCGAUUGCAUGGUCGGUUAAGAUGUUGGGGGCAGAAGCAAUGGAUCGCCACAAACGAACGCUAGUGUUCACAUCUGACAGUGCAACCGGGAUCCUGAUCGCACUUUCCGUACCGCUGAUUAUACCGGAUAGGAACAUCUUCUUGGCGUACAACUUCGAAGCGAACUAUGGAAUGCCGGGAGAUGCGAGUGAUUACACGCAGGGUGUGCUUAAGAAGGUGGACAACGAUCAGAUCAACCCGGCCCCGGAGGGUGAAGGCGCAGAAUCGGAGCGAAAGGCACGGGCCACGGUGACGAGUUUUACCCGCAAGCAGGUGUACCGGAUGAUCGAACUGAAUUUGAACCGGUACGGUUACGAUGGGAAGAAGUGCAUUCUGCGUAUGAUCUGCGAAACGGCCAGCCAUCCCGUUCGCGAUGUCAAUGGAAUCAUCGGUGAUCUUCUGCAGGUGUUGCUGACACCCUCCGCCUCAAGGUACGAGCAUUUACCGAGCGAGUUCUACGUGGCGGAGAGAAAAGGAAGGCGGGAAAAUUGUAUCAAGUACGGGAAAUACUGUCCCAAAAGUCCACUAGACGCAAUAAGCUUAAUUUUAUGA
This is a messenger RNA of Anopheles marshallii, 624 nucleotides long. RefSeq lists its product as uncharacterized. The record is from RefSeq and is a predicted model, not a curated record. Bases 1 to 624 code for a protein of 207 amino acids. Lineage: Eukaryota; Metazoa; Arthropoda; Insecta; Diptera; Culicidae. The transcript has 3 exons.